This is a messenger RNA of Glycine soja, 2768 nucleotides long. RefSeq names its product sucrose nonfermenting 4-like protein. The transcript is spliced from 13 exons. Bases 710 to 2191 code for a protein of 493 amino acids. The record is from RefSeq and is a predicted model, not a curated record. NCBI's taxonomy places the organism in Eukaryota, Viridiplantae, Streptophyta, Magnoliopsida, Fabales, Fabaceae.
AAUCUGACACCUUUUACAGUUUAACUGCCACUUUUAUCAUUCCAUUUUUUCCAAUUUCACAAACUCACUCACAGAAUUUUCCCUUUAGCAAUUCGCACCUUCAUAAUAAUCAUUCAUUUUCCCUAUUCGAUUUUUUUUUUAAAUUUAAAUUUCUAUGAUUUUAUUUUAUUUUAUUUCUUUUGUUUUUCGUCUUCGGGGAUAAAUCUCUCGGUUUUCUCAAACUAGUUUCUUCUGAUGUUUCAAUAGGGUUUCGAAUUUUCCUCUGUUUCCCUCUUAGACUCUCUCUCUGCUUUGGUUUUCUCAGAUUUUUCCAAGUUCGCGGCUCUUCCAGGUUGAAUUUGGUAGGUUUUUUCAAUUUAGGGUUAGGGUUUUGUGCGUUCUAGUCAAUGGUUUGUUGCGUGCACAUUUAAUUAACUGUUUUUUUUCCAUUUCCGUACCCGCUUCAGUUUCUUCGUAGGUUCUGUUGCAGUGAGAAAUGGGCACUUUCUCCUUUUGAUUUUCCCGUCGAAUCAAGCAUCAAAAUCCGAGCUUUUUCUUUUUUGCAAGUGGUUUUUUUGAUUUGGGGUAGAUUUUUUUCUUUCUUUUUUUGGGCUUCGUAGUGCAUUGAAUUGGCGCGGCAUUCACUUGAAUUUGCAACGUGGGAGCCGGAGCUGCGAUGAAGUGUGGUGCUUGGAGGGUAUUCUCAAAGUAGCACUUAAUUCGAGGUUGAAUGUUUGGUCAGAGCAUGGAUUCUGCAAGGGAUGCUGCGGGUGGUGUGGCAGGGACAGUGCUAAUUCCCAUGCGUUUUGUGUGGCCAUAUGGAGGAAGGAGUGUGUUUCUCAGUGGUUCUUUCACACGGUGGUUGGAGCUUCUACCGAUGUCGCCAGUGGAAGGUUGUCCAACUGUGUUUCAAGUGAUUUAUAACUUGCCACCCGGUUACCAUCAGUACAAGUUUUUUGUUGAUGGAGAAUGGCGGCAUGAUGAACAUCAACCUUAUGUACCUGGAGAAUAUGGGAUAGUCAACACUGUCUUAUUGGCCACUGAUCCUAACUACAUGCCUGUUUUACCUCCAGACGUUGCUUCUGGAAAUAGCAUGGAUGUGGAUAAUGAUGCUUUUCGCCGAAUGCAGGCCCGGUUGACCGAUGGUACUUUGAGUGAGGUGCUGCCAAGAAUAUCAGAUACUGAUGUACAAAUAUCCCGUCAGCGUAUUUCUGCAUUUCUAUCUUCACACACCGCUUAUGAAUUACUUCCCGAGUCAGGCAAGGUUGUUGCUUUGGAUGUUGAUCUACCAGUGAAACAGGCAUUUCAUAUAUUGCAUGAGCAGGGAGUUUUCAUGGCUCCUCUUUGGGACUUCUGCAAGGGGCAAUUUGUUGGUGUUCUUAGUGCUUCGGAUUUUAUUUUAAUUUUAAGAGAGCUGGGGAAUCAUGGAUCCAAUCUGACAGAAGAGGAGCUUGAAACACAUACCAUAUCAGCUUGGAAAGAAGGAAAAUCGUAUCUAAAUAGACAGAACAAUGGACAUGGAACUGCAUUUUCAAGAUGUUUUAUCCAUGCAGGGCCAUAUGAUAAUCUGAAAGAUAUUGCCAUGAAGAUCUUGCAAAAGGAGGUUUCAACUGUUCCUAUUAUCCAUUCAUCUUCUGAAGAUGCUUCAUUUCCACAGUUACUACAUCUUGCUUCACUUUCAGGAAUACUUAAAUGCAUUUGUAGGUAUUUUAGGCACUGCUCUAGUUCCUUGCCUGUACUUCAACUUCCAAUCUGUGCAAUACCUGUGGGCACGUGGGUGCCCAAAAUUGGGGAAUCAAAUCGGCGGCCUCUAGCAAUGUUGAGACCAACCGCUUCUCUUGCGUCAGCCCUAAAUUUAUUAGUUCAAGCCCAAGUAAGCUCAAUACCAAUAGUUGAUGAUAAUGACUCAUUAUUGGAUAUAUACUGUCGGAGUGACAUAACAGCUUUGGCAAAGAACAGAGCAUAUACACAUAUUAAUCUUGACGAAAUGACUGUUCAUCAGGCUUUGCAGUUGGGCCAGGACGCAUAUAGUCCCUAUGAGCUUAGAAGUCAAAGAUGUCAGAUGUGUUUGCGUUCUGAUCCUCUGCAUAAAGUGAUGGAACGCUUGGCAAAUCCAGGUGUCAGGCGGCUUGUCAUCGUGGAAGCUGGCAGCAAGCGUGUAGAAGGCAUUGUUUCAUUGAGUGACAUAUUCAAGUUCUUCAUUGGUGGUUAGUUUUGGAUUGGUGAAUGGAGAAGUAAAAUGGUAUGUGCUGUGGUUAUGACACUUAAGCAUCCAUACAACUAGCCAUCAUCACUUGUCCAAACCAUUGAAAGUGCUUUCUACACGGUGAUUUUAUCUCUCAUUUCAUUGUAAUACAAUUGGAUUGGCCUCUUGCUUUAUUGCCUCUUUUUAAGAUUUUAGGCUGAGAAAGAGGCCUGUAAAUUCAGAGUAUUUGAUUGCCCAAAAUUUAUUCAUCUCUCCCCAUUCGUAUUAUCUUCAAAUGUAUUGUGCUCCUGACAUAGAUACCAGCAAGGUGGGGGAGCACAACUUCUGUAAUCAUUCCAUGCUGUGAAGAUAUCAAGUUUGAAGAAAAAAAAAUGAGGAUGAAGAUUGAGAUACUGUUGUUUUAUAUUUCUUGAUUAGUAAUCCUUACUUACGGUUUGAUUGUUUACCUUACUUAUGAACAACUUUAGCCGGAGUAGCUUAUGAAUAAGGAACCGUUGCAUAUGAAGUUGUAUCAUUAGAGGAGCUGAUGCUGAUGUGAACAAAAAAAAAUAAAAAACUAUAAGCAGCAAUUGUUUGUAUAAGU